This is a messenger RNA of Aspergillus ibericus CBS 121593, 255 nucleotides long. RefSeq lists its product as uncharacterized. The record is from RefSeq and is a predicted model, not a curated record. Lineage: Eukaryota; Fungi; Ascomycota; Eurotiomycetes; Eurotiales; Aspergillaceae. The transcript has 2 exons. Bases 1 to 255 code for a protein of 84 amino acids.
AUGUCCGCCCCCCACGCAGGCCGCCAAUCCCCCUCCCCCUCGCGCCAAACCGGCGCCCAGCAACAAGACCCUCCCUCCGAGGGCAAGGCGCAGCCGCAGUACGCUCCCCCCGAGCACUCGGCCCAGGACCAUGAGUCCCAGACCGCCGGGUUGACGAGUAACCCGAAGCAUCCGUUGGAGGAUAUUGAGAGUGCCAAGUUUACGAAGGGGGGGACAUUCGGUUUAGGUAUUAAUCACGAUGGGGAGAAGGUUUAG